Molecule: messenger RNA, 4068 nt
Organism: Gorilla gorilla gorilla (western lowland gorilla)
Lineage: Eukaryota; Metazoa; Chordata; Mammalia; Primates; Hominidae
Gene: TFPI
Product: tissue factor pathway inhibitor
Exons: 9
Coding region: 439-1353 (304 amino acids)
Biological process (GO): negative regulation of peptidase activity
Cellular component (GO): extracellular region
Molecular function (GO): serine-type endopeptidase inhibitor activity
Source: RefSeq, a predicted model, not a curated record
ACCUAAACAGGAAGUUGGGCUAUUCCCAACUGCCAGUGAUCUCUGAAGCCGACUCUGAGGCUCCCUCUUUGCUCUAACAGACAGCAGCGACUUUAGGCUGGAUAAUACUCAAAUUCUUACCUCGCUCUUUCUCUGCUAGUAAGAUCAGAUUGCGUUUCUUUCAGUUACUCUUCAAUCGCCAGUUUCUUGAUCUGCUUCUAAAAGAAGAAGUAGAGAAGAUAAAUCCUGUCUUCAAUACCUGGAAGGAAAAACAAAAUAACCUCAACUCCGUUUUGAAAAAAACAUUCCAAGAACUUUCAUCAGAGAUUUUACUUGACAGGAAAGGCCACGUGAGGACAUAGGGAGAAAGCAGCCACCAUUGGCAAGCCAAGAGAGAGCCCUCACCAGGAACGACUGGACCAGCACCUUGAUCUUGGAUUUUCUAGCCUCCAGAACUAGAUGAUUUACACAAUGAAGAAAGUACAUGCACUUUGGGCUUCUGUAUGCCUGCUGCUUAAUCUUGCCCCUGCCCCUCUUAAUGCUGAUUCUGAGGAAGAUGAAGAACACACAAUUAUCACAGAUACGGAGUUGCCACCACUGAAACUUAUGCAUUCAUUUUGUGCAUUCAAGGCGGAUGAUGGCCCAUGUAAAGCAAUCAUGAAAAGAUUUUUCUUCAAUAUUUUCACUCGACAGUGCGAAGAAUUUAUAUAUGGGGGAUGUGAAGGAAAUCAGAAUCGAUUUGAAACUCUGGAAGAGUGCAAAAAAAUGUGUACAAGAGAUAAUGCAAACAGGAUUAUAAAGACAACAUUGCAACAAGAAAAGCCAGAUUUCUGCUUUUUGGAAGAAGAUCCUGGAAUAUGUCGAGGUUAUAUUACCAGGUAUUUUUAUAACAAUCAGACAAAACAGUGUGAACGUUUCAAGUAUGGUGGAUGCCUGGGCAAUAUGAACAAUUUUGAGACACUGGAAGAAUGCAAGAACAUUUGUGAAGAUGGUCCGAAUGGUUUCCAGGUGGAUAAUUAUGGAACCCAGCUCAAUGCUGUGAAUAACUCCCUGACUCCGCAAUCAACCAAGGUUCCCAGCCUUUUUGAAUUUCACGGUCCCUCAUGGUGUCUCACUCCAGCAGACAGAGGAUUGUGUCGUGCCAAUGAGAACAGAUUCUACUACAAUUCAGUCAUUGGGAAGUGCCGCCCAUUUAAGUACAGUGGAUGUGGGGGAAAUGAAAACAAUUUUACUUCCAAACAAGAAUGUCUGAGGGCAUGUAAAAAAGGUUUCAUCCAAAGAAUAUCAAAAGGAGGCCUAAUUAAAACCAAAAGAAAAAGAAAGAAGCAGAGAGUGAAAAUAGCAUAUGAAGAAAUUUUUGUUAAAAAUAUGUGAAUUUGUUAUAGCAAUAUAACAUUAAUUCUACUAAAUAUUUUAUAUGAAAUGUUUCACUAUGAUUUUCUAUUUUUCUUCUAAAAUCCUUUUAAUUAAUAUGUUCAUUAAAUUUUCUAUGCUUAUUGUACUUGUUAUCAACACAUUUGUAUCAGAGUUGCUUUUCUAAUCUUGUUAAAUUGCUUAUUCUAGGUCUGUAAUUUAUUAACUGGCUACUGGGAAAUUACUUAUUCUCUGGAUCCUUCUGUAUUUUCAUUUAACUACAAAUUAUCAUACUACCGGCUACAUCAAAUCAGUCCUUUGAUUCCAUUUGGUGACCAUCUGUUUGAGAAUAUGCUCAUGUAAAUGAUUAUCUCCUUUAUAGCCUGUUACCAGGUUAAGGAAUACAGCUCUUAAAAAAUCAAGAACUUCCUGAGUUUCACAUAUAAAAUGGUGACAAACACCUGCUUCUGAUAAAGUUUAUUCAAUUGUGUAUUUAAAAAGACUGGUAAUAAUAGAAUUCUAUGAUGUGCUUCCCUCCUUAGACAUAGUUUUUCUCCUUUUGUACUAACCAGUACUUCCAUCUAUAUUGAGCUAAACUGUCUUUGAACAGUCAACUCUGCAUCAUGUGCCUGCCUGAUUUGGAUUGGUUUCACUUUUUUUUUUUUUGUUUGACCAUAGCCCAUUCUAUCAGUCAAGAUGACUGAAUAAUUGUGUGUUAAAUACAACUCAUGAUAAGGAGAACCUUUAUGGAAACAAGAAGUUUUAUGGCAAUCGAGAGGGAAUUAUUUAUAUGUACUUCUUAAUACUAUGCUUCCCAAUAUUUUCUCUUACUAAAAAUAACAAAAAUAUUGAAACCUUCUGAAAUCUAUUCAGUUAUCAUUAGGAUUUGCACACAAUGCAACUAAUAAUUCAUGCUUUAAAAAGUAGGUUAUUUCUGUUGAAGAGAAAAUUAUCAGCAGGGAAGAGUCUACUAGAAAAUUCAUGUGCUAGUCAUUCUUGGGGAUUUAAUAUUUUGCUGGAGUUAAUUGACUAUAUCCAGACCUGUAUCUUUCAUUUAUUGCUGAGCCAUGUGCAGUCUGGCAUCUCAACAACCUCAACAACCUCCAAGACAUGUCAUUUUCUGUAGUGCUCACCUCAAAUUUGACACUGGAAUUGGAACUGAUUUAGAAACAACCGUUUCAUUCAUUUGGUAUGAAUAGCUUCAUGACUAGCUUCAUGAAUAGCUUCAUGACUAGCUUCAUGACUAGCUUCAUGAAUAGCUUCAUGACUUCUCGCUAACAAUGAUAGUAUAAUUCUGCCUGUUCUUCAGGAUUGAAAUUUUGAACUCAAUUUAGAUUUAUUGUUUUCCCUCAUAUACCACAUCUAAACAGUCUCCAAAUCUUUAUGCUUUGUUUUUUUUUUUUUUUCAAAAAAGUUCACCCAAUCCCUAGGCUUUUUACUUUUUUCUUUUUCUUUUCUUCUUUUUUUUUUUUUCAUUUUGUUUUGUUUUGUUAUGUUUUUUUAGACAGGGUCCCACUCUGUCACCCAGGCUGGAGUGCAGUGGUGCAAUCACGGGUCACUGAAACCUCCCACCUAGCUGGGACUAGAGGUGCAGGCCACCACACCAGCUAAUUUAUGUAAUUUUUGUAGAGAUGAGUUUCACCACGUUACGUAGGCUUGUCUUGAACACCUGGGCUCAAGCAAUCUUCCAGCCCCAGCCUCCCAAAGUGCUGGGAUUACAGGUAUAAACCAUAAUGCCCCCGGUUUUACUCUUUACUGCAUCCUUCCCAUCAGUAUUAAUUCCUCAGAAAUUUAGUACAUUCCUCCACCAUUUCAAAAUGCUCCCAGAACUCACACUAGUUGGUACUUAACUACAACCUUCAACCUCACCAUUUAAUUUUGAUGUAUGUUUUUGGAUUUACCAACAGUACUUUCUUUCAUGACUACUUUGAUUUAGUUAAGAAUGCUCACUGUACACUGAAUGUUAAUUACUCAGCUAAUUCACACUGAUUUCCUGUUUAAAAAUAUGAUCCCCUCCAGGCCAUUCAUGUGAAGUCAGGGUACAGCUAAUGCCAGCUACAGAAUCACUAUGUUUCAAUAUGGAAUAUGAAAAGUCCUAACACAUAAUUGCAAAUCAUUUUCUACUGUGGUAUACAAAUUUUAUCAUUACAAAAUAGUAUCAGCUUUUUUCACUUAAGGAAAAUAAUACAACUUCAUUCACAUAUUCAGUGCAUAAAUAAUUGCCUUAAAUUGAGUCUUUGCUGUGGAAUUUGAGAGUUUUGGAAAUCAAAGGCCUUUGUGAAACAUUUCCUGUUGCCAUUUAUUUAUAGAUAGCAAUAGCUUCAAAUGAGUGGGAAAGUCUACUUAGGUGAAGUCGUAAAUAGUCACUAAGAUUGUAUAAAUAGCGCAUUGAUGAGUUGCCUAAUUGUUUUCUCCAACAAUAACCACUGGUCCAUUGGUUCACUACUUACUCAAGAAAGACAUAUACUGAGAUGGCUUGAAAUGUUUAAUGCAUGUGAACGUUAUUUUUACCGUGUUUUGGAAUAAGAUCUUGAUGUUAUUGUUUUCCUUUAUUUUCCACAAUCAAGUGCAUCUAACUGUGAAUUGUAUAUGGAAUUACAUUAUUCAGCAUAUACAUAUAUUUACCUGCUUUGUUCACUCUCUGUAUUCAAAAUUAACAGAUCAUGCUGAAAACCACUCAAACGAUUAUAUUUUUUACAUUAUAAGAAGUAAAAUAUAUUAUUCUGAAUAAUGAAA